This is a messenger RNA of Dacryopinax primogenitus, 441 nucleotides long. RefSeq names its product DUF543-domain-containing protein. Gene Ontology annotation, cellular component: MICOS complex; mitochondrial inner membrane; mitochondrion. NCBI's taxonomy places the organism in Eukaryota, Fungi, Basidiomycota, Dacrymycetes, Dacrymycetales, Dacrymycetaceae. The transcript is spliced from 4 exons. Bases 11 to 298 code for a protein of 95 amino acids. The record is from RefSeq and is a predicted model, not a curated record.
ACCGUGCACAAUGUCCUCCACGCCCGCCCCGGCGGCGUCGACGCCCGUAUCUAGUGAUUCUAUCGUCGCGAAGAAGUACGACCGUUGCUUGGCCGACCUCCUCGUCAAAUCUGGCAUCGGGUUCUCAGUCGGUGUCGUGAUCUCCGUGCUGCUCUUCAGGCGUCGCGCAUGGCCCAUCUCACUCACGACGGGCAUUGGCGCCGGCAUCGCCUAUGCCGACUGUGACCGGUCGUUCAACCCUGCCCGCGUAUCCGGCACACGUAUAUUACCUGCUUCUGCAGUACCCAAAUCUUCCUAAUUCACCUGUUGGCGAGUAUGUACAGAGGAGGAGGAAGCGGGAAACAAGGACGAUUUCCCAAAAAUGGCGCAGAAUAGACCACGUAAUGCCAUGAUGCAUAUACCUCUUUAGAUGCUGCCUCAGGCUAUAUGAGCCAAAUUCCC